UACAUACAUAAACCUUCACGUAAUUCAUUCUUAACAUGACAUAACCUCAACUUAACUUACCUUACGUUAACUCGCAUACGAAUUUAACCAACAAAACAACUUUGCAAAAUCUUGUAUGGAUUGGAUUUCAUUUUCAGCUCAGCGUCUCAGUCUCACUGUUCGUUUCGUCAGGUAAACUGCAUGCGAAACCAUUAACUUUACGUUUUAAGACUCACUUUCCAUCAUAAAUGUAUAAAAUUUUACCUUUUUUGCAUAAUAAUUAAUUCUUCCAGACACUAAUUAACUAAUUAUUCCAGUUUUUAGUUCAGUGUGUCAGAAAUUUCUGCAAUAUUUUUUGCAUAAUAAUUAAUGUGCUGCAUUCUUCUUCCAGACAAUAAUUAUUUCCAAGUUAAUUAGCUAAUUAUUCGAAUUUAGGAAAAUAAAAUCGAGUUCGGUGUGUUGAAAAUUUAUUCGAAUUUAUAAUAUCGAGUUCAGCGUGUUGAAUAUUUUGACCUGCAUAAAAUAAUUAAUGCGUUAUGCGUUGCAUUCUUCCAGCCAGACACUAAUUAUUUCCAAGUUAAUUAACUAAUUAUUCCAGUUUAAGAAAAUAAUAUCGAGUUCAGUGUGAAAUUUUUUGUGACUUGCAUGACAAUUAAUGCGUUGCAUUUUUCCAGACACUAAAUACUUCUAAAUAUAUACACGUCACACGUACGUCAAUUAACUAAUUAUUCCAGUUUUUAGUUCAGUGUGCCAGAAUUUUUGUAUUAAUGUGCUGUAUUUCAUUCCAGUUCCAGACUAGACGCUAAUUGUUUCCAAGAAAAGAAUGUUAACUAACUAAUUACAAAACGGAUCCAUUUUCACACUUUAAAUGAACUGUUAACUAAUUACUUAAGUUUAUUGUGCCAGUCGUAAUGUGACCUCGGUUAAGUGAGGUUUGGUUUUUGUGAGUGAGUUAAGUUAUUAUGUGAUCCCUAAAAAUAUUUAAAUUAAAGCGUGACCUUGGCUGACCUCUAAGUUUAUUAUGUGACCCUUAAAAUAAGUAAAUUAUAUCAGUGUGACCUUGGUUUACAUUUCUGGAAAAACAAGAUGCCGAUGAUGAUCGCCUUCGAAAAGGCGAGUUAUUCGCCAGGAGAGGUGGUUUCCGGUCACGUCGUGGUGAUAAGGUCCACCACGCCGCAGAAGGUGAAAGGCUUAUCGAUCAGGAUUUUAGGGAGGGCAAAUAGGAUAUUAUCGGAGAUCGAAAAUCCGAUAAGAUCGAGUAAAAAGGAGCUAUAUUUUGAUGAUAAAGUGGACAUUUUUGGACAUGACGGUCGCGACUCCACACUUUCCGUGGGCGAAACCUUAUUUCCGUUUUCCUUCACACUCCCACACGGCCUGCCCUCGUCCUUCGUUUGGGGGCGUGGCAACGUCCUCUACUUCGUCGAAGCCCGACUCACUCGCUGUGGGUGGAAAGACGACAAAAAAACCUCGGUUCGUCUCAGCGUCGAUGGCGUCCACGAUCUCAACCUUGACCCCAUCGCACCACUUCCGGCGCAAGCGUCCGCCUCAAAAUAUGUGAAUCACCUCCUCACAAAAUCUGGACCGUUUGGAUUUUCAUUUCUCAUGCAAAAAUCCGGAUUUGUUCGAGGACACGCGGCCACGUUUCAGAUCAGUGUGAAGAAUUUGUCAAAAGUGGAUGCGAAACGGUUGAGGGUCACGUUGAUCCAGGAAAUCGUUCAAGACGGGAAACAGUCGUCUUCCUCUGUGAUUGAAGAGGUCCGUGGUCCUGCCGUUGCGUCCGGAGAGAUUCAAAUAUGGGAUGGUCGCCUCAAAAUUCCGGACAACAUUCCACCCACAAAUUUAGGAAAUUUACUCAAUUUCAGUCCCGUCUUAAGUCUAAACUAUUUCAUGCAGGUCGAACUUUCCCCAAAAUCCGCCACAGUUGACCCUUUAACGACCAAAGUUCCCAUAAUUAUUGGCACAAUUCCCCUCAUCUCGUCAAGGUCACGAUUUCGCCACCAUCACCACGAUGACACUUGUCCCAUGAGUAGCACGACCCCUCCGACGACGAACCCGUCACAAUUUUCGCCAGGAUUUUUGAUCCACCACCACGGUUCGUCUUCGUCUCUUGUGGGCGGCACGAAUGAAGGUCAAGGUCAAAAUCAAGGUCAAGGUCAUCAUCCUUGUCGACAUUGUCCCCCUCCUCAUAUUUCCCCUCAAGCCCACCAUCUUCACCAUCACAACCACCACCACAAUUACGGGAUCUAUCGGAGACUCAGAAAUUUGCAGAGCCGGAGGAGACGAGAAUCUCCCCCACCGAGUUACGAUGACGUCGUUUCUGAGGCAACUCGACCCCCGCAAAAUAAUAAUUCCACGAUAACCACGAUGCAAACUAAUGAACAGAACGCUGCCGUCACCCAAUCAACUAGUGCCAGUACGACUCCCUGCCAAGAAAACAACGAGGGGGAAAUUCCCCCCUCGAAAAACCAACCAGCCAAAAUUACCUCAACCGAACCGGAAGUAGGAGAAGACAAAGUGACCAUAAUUACCUGCACCCCGUCAACUAGUCAUCACAAUCAAGUUGACCAGGUGACCACAACAACCAUGAGUAAACAGCACCACGUGGUCACCGUCCAAAUUAAAAGUUGUGUAGAUGAAGAGUUAGAAUAAUUAUGUAUGUUUUGUUCCUAAAAAUUUAUAUAUUUCCUAAAAUUCUUGGUAAACUUUUGAUUUUCUUUUCUGUUCUGAUUAUUCUUUUCCUUUAAUCGCUUAAUUUCUUUGGGAAAUUGUAUUACUCGAAAUUUUGGUUAUUUCCUAUAAAAUUUAGCUAAAAAUUUCCUACAUUCUAGGUGACUUAAAAUUUCUGAGAACUUCUAAAUAUCUAUAUGCAUAAAGAGCUAUUGUUAAGUUCUGGCUGGCUGGGUCCCUGUGGCUCUCAAUGCAACUCGCCCCACUACUAUUGAAUGGAGUUUACGCAACCAGCGUGUGCUCCGCUACACCAUUGAGCGUACCCAUGAUGACUCUGCCGCGACACUUUGUCUCUAUCUUCUUGCAGUAGAAUUGUAAACAUACCAGCAGCAUAAAAUUCAUAUCCUAUUCUCUGGAAUUUUCACUUUUUUGCUAUGCAGUCACCCCUCCCUCUGGAAAUUUGAGUUUUUUGUUAGUUAAUCACCCCUCUCUCUGGAAAUUUAAGUGUUUUGUUUUUUAGUCACCCCCUCUCUGGAAAUUUAAGGUUUUUGUCAUUCGGCCACCACAUCCUGUGGAAAUUUAAACGUUUAGCUAUGUAGCCACCCCCACGCGACGGGAAUUUAAGUAGUUAGCUAUGCAGCCACCCCCACGCGACGGGAAUUUAAGUAGUUAGCUAUGCAGCCACCCUCACGCGACGGGAAUUUAAGUAGUUACCUAUGCAGCCACUACAAGAGGGGGAAGUCAAAUUGUUCCGUGAUCAGGGAAAUUGAAAUGUAUGAUUUGAUACACGUACAUAUGUAUUAUGACAAUGGACAAAGUCUCCACUGGGAAUUAUUUGAAGUGUAGCGUAGGGGAUUUUGCGCUAUGGGCACACCCCCUCUGGGAGCCUAGAACCCGUUCUUGAACGGGCCUCUACUCUAGUAUUAUCAUAAUUUCUUUUAUUUAAAUACUGUCUCCAAAGUCUUCAAAAUUUCUAUAUUUUCAUCAUUCUUCCAUUUCCUGUCUCAAAAUUUUUCAGAAUUUCUAUAUUUUCAUAAUGUCUUCCAUUUCCUGUCUCAAAAAAUCUUCAGAAUUUCUAUAUUUUCAUAAUGUCUUUCAUUUUCUGUUUGAAAAUAUCCCAAAAUUUCCAUAUUUUCAAAAUUUCUUCUAUUUCCUGUUCUUCGAACCCUUCAGAAUUUCUAUAUUUUCAUAAUUUCUUCUUUCUCCUGUCUCAAAUUCCUUAAAAAUAUCUAUAUUUCCAAAAACCUACCUCUCAAAUUCAAACAAAAAUAGCUCAAAAUUCCAAAUUGCUCAAAAAUUUCCAAAAUUCCUUCCAUUCCUUCCCAUCCUUUCUCAACCAGCUCAAGAAACUUAUUCAUCCCAAAGUUCCUUUUACCAAUGUGUAUACAAUACAAAAAAUACAAAAGGUGGCUAAACAGCCAUAAACAUUAUCUAAUUAAAUAUCCCACUCGUAACUUAAUUAAUGUAGCAACGAUUUAAAUAAUAAAUAAAUAAAUGUGCAAAUUUAACAGCAUCUCUUAAACGAA
Molecule: messenger RNA, 4172 nt
Organism: Folsomia candida
Lineage: Eukaryota; Metazoa; Arthropoda; Collembola; Entomobryomorpha; Isotomidae
Product: arrestin domain-containing protein 1
Exons: 6
Coding region: 1066-2628 (520 amino acids)
Biological process (GO): protein transport
Cellular component (GO): cytoplasm
Source: RefSeq, a predicted model, not a curated record